AUGCCCUUCCCGGGCCGGGGGCGAGGCGGCGAGGCUUCCCAGCUCGGCGCGGCGAGCCGGCGCCCUUUUAUUCGCGUCGCCGAGAGGCUUCCCCGAGUCCACGCCUCGGCCCACCCCCACCCUGCCCUGCCCCACCCCGGGGAGACGGGGCGCGGGCCCGAGCCCAGGGACCCUGGCCGCGCGCGCUGCGCUCAGCCCUCCUCGCGCCUCUUCAUCGCGCCUCGCCCGCUGCGGCUGCGGGCGCGGCCGGGGCCCAGCGCGCAGCGGCUCUGGGACCGAGUCCCGCCGGUCCCGGAGCCAGGCCGGGGACUAGGGGCCGGGGGCGCGCCGGGGCGCCGAGCGGGGCUGCCAAACGGCCGCCUUUCCUUCCGGGGAAGGGACAAGGCGCGCGCUUUGCACCCCUCCGCGCGGUCCGGAGUUUGCUCUGGCGGCUUCCCCCGAACCCGUGUGCGGGCGGGAGCCCCCUCCGGCAGGCCCGGCUGCAACGUGAGACCCGCAGCCACGCCCUCCCGCCUCUCCGGUGGCUCCUCUCCCGGCCGCCAGACUCGGCCUGCCCGGAAGGUGGGAGCGCGCUCCUCCCGCCCCCACGAGCGGCCUGCGGGGGGCAGGGCGGGGGCGGGGAGCCGCGGUGACCCUCGGUGCCGGCUGCGGGAAGCUGGGGGCCACCUGGGGAGGGGGCGCGACAGCACGGCUGGAGAGCGCCGUGCGUCCAGGAGCCAGAUGGGGACGCAGGGGAAGGGCACCCAGCUUCCAGAAGGAAUGAGGGCCUGAGAAAGCUAGGAAGGGAUCAGGUGAGGACAUUCCGCGCAGAGACACCCCCUCCCCCCCCCCAGCCCCCGGAAGAAAGGACAGGGCUUCUGUGAAGAGAGAAAAAAAACUAGGUGUCCAAAGGCCAAGAUUCAGGAGAAGAACAUUCCAGAGGUCCUGGUAGAGCCUUUGCAAGGCCGGCCAUGAGACGAGGAGUCGUAGGACGCAGCCGCAAAGGAGCCCGGCGUUCCGUUGCUUCUGAUGCCUGGAGUCCGGGCUGCCUCGGUUUCUCCCAAGAAACACACGUGGGUUCCUCCGCGUCCCUUGUCCACGGUGUUAUCCACAAGUGAUGGGUGAACUGAAUGAAUGAGCGAACGAGGUUCAAAUCUGCCAAGGAACGUGUAGAUCGAAAAGGUCAGUCUGCAACUCACACAACAAAUCCUUGCAUAUGGCAUUACGGUUCUCAAUGAGUGUGCCACGAAAGAAAGAAAUCAGUGCUUUGAUGUGUUCACUCCUUUUGUUUGGACACUCACUUGGGCUGCAUUGGUUUGCUUCGUCGGGCGUUGAGUCCUUGGGUUGGAACCGUGUUUUAGGCAUUGUGUAAUCACCACCAGUGCCCACAGAGUUCCUUGAAUCCACCAGAGGUAGAAACGCGUGUCGGUUGAGUUACAGUCACGUGUGUGAUCGCUGUUCUACCACGUGGAGGGUGGGGAGGAAAGAGAACGCUGGCUCCUUCGAAUGCGCUUGGGGCAAAGGAGGGAUAUUGACGUCCAUAUUGCCAGGGGUCCAUGGGAUUUGUGCUACUGACCAAACAACAUAUGUCUGGAUGGAUGCAUGGUGUACCUAGUGAUUUUGCCAGCUAGUGUUUUCCUUGUCCCCAUUUCAACCAGAAUUUUGACAAUAGCUAUGCUGUGGACUGGGUGGUGUCCCCUCGAAUGCCCUACGCAGAGGCCAGUCCCCUCCAUGGGGUUUGUAUCAGGAGGUGAGGCCUCUGGGAGGUGAUGAGGUUUCCAUGAGGUCCCGACGAGGAAGGGACUCAUGCCCUUGUGAGUAGAGAUCAGACGUCGCGAUGUCUCUGGCGAGCACGGGAGGUCUCGGCAAGAAGGUAGCCAUCUGUGAGCCACAGAGAGGCCUCGUUCUGGAAGCCAGAGCCACAGGCAUCGUGAUCUUUGAUCUAGUGGCUUUGCUGGCUCAGUCCCCAGCCUCCAACUCCUGCCCUUGACCUAACUGUUCUUCUAAGCACACGGGGAUAAGACAAGCUCAUGGCUCAGAGGCUCCCUACAGUCCUCUGCUGUGGGGGACCCACCAUCAGUGUGUGUCAUCUGAAUUAUUGUGAGAACCUUAGGACCCGUCUUGUUAGAAGGGUACAGACGGUCCCAGCGGUCGGUAACUGAGUCACACAGCGGGGCUGAAGCCACUCCCUCCUCCUGGUUUCCUGGCUGGGUGGCCUGGAAUAUGCUAUUCGACCUUCCUAACAUCAGCUUUUCCACAUGUGAAAUAAGGACACAAGUGAUGCCCCCUUGUCGGUGCUGUGCGAGGCAGUAGGGUAUCUGUCCUUAAUGCGGAUGAUCCGGUGAACCGACCGUCAUUUAUUUUUAGUGCGUUCUUGUGUCUUUUGUGUCCCUUCCCCCAGCCCUUCCCCCUAAUCAAGGCAGGAUCCCUGCAGGGACGGACGGGCUGUGGCUUUUGAAUGGGAAAGUUUACUAUUCCAAGCGGGGCCCUCCAUGAGCAAAGAGUGACGUGGCUCUUUGCUUGACAGGGAUUUUAAACCUCACUUCUGAGUCACGUGACUGCCCUGGCCGGCUGCUGUCAGGCUCCAUCACCCCGGGAAGGACUGACCCUGAACCCUGUCCCAUGACCAGGAGACAGAGAAAAGAGCCUACACAGGAAACUUCUCCUCGCGUAGCUGGGAGCGAGGAGGCUUGUUUCCUUUGUUUGUUCACACACCGCGCACUCGGAACUCUCCUGCUCCAUUGCCUGUACGAAAACGCUUCCAGAUUUUCUCGGCAGCAUAAUUUAAAGGGGAAAAGACAUCAGAGGCUCAGGGCAGAUCUCCCGAGCACAGUCGAGUUAGUGUCUCUGCCCACAAGGCUGGGGAAAACUCUGCUCAGCCAGUAGGGCAGCGACGUGCAGAAAGUGCAUCGUGUGCAGCUGGGAAGUCAGUCAGGCCCGUGGUGGGGACUCCGCUCCCCAUGACUCGUGUCUAGAAGGGAUUCUGGGCAACAGGAAGGGUGUUGACCCCUGGCCGCCUGUUAGGUGAGCAGAAGCCCCUUGAACAAGGAAGGUCAUGGGCACAUGGUCCUUCACGCUGGGUCCCCAAAUGCUGCCGGGUGCAAAACCACCGCAGGGGGAUGAGGUCAGGGAAUUAUCAGUCUGUCCUCCGUCCCCACCACGCAGGCCAGCGACAGGCAGACGUGGGGGCAGGCGAGGGGGCGUCCGCACAUUCCAGAGCAUGGCCUCCAAGGCCUCCACGCUGGAUGGCACUUUGGUAAACACCAAGCCCUUUGUCCCUUUGCAAAAUAAAAACCACACAAGGUCUCGACCUCAACGUGAAAAUAUUCACUGGAGAAAGGGGUCCUACAAACGGUGAAUAUGCAAAGUUCUACAAAGUGUUGUAAAGACUUUUUAAAAAAAGGUAUUUUUUUUUUUUUUGGACG
Molecule: messenger RNA, 3404 nt
Organism: Acinonyx jubatus (cheetah)
Lineage: Eukaryota; Metazoa; Chordata; Mammalia; Carnivora; Felidae
Product: translation initiation factor IF-2-like
Exons: 2
Coding region: 1-771 (256 amino acids)
Source: RefSeq, a predicted model, not a curated record